Messenger RNA from Kockovaella imperatae, 3284 nucleotides. RefSeq lists its product as hypothetical. The coding region runs from base 36 to 3260 and encodes 1074 amino acids. NCBI's taxonomy places the organism in Eukaryota, Fungi, Basidiomycota, Tremellomycetes, Tremellales, Cuniculitremaceae. Gene Ontology annotation, cellular component: exosome (RNase complex); P-body. Gene Ontology annotation, molecular function: 3'-5'-RNA exonuclease activity; RNA binding. The record is from RefSeq and is a predicted model, not a curated record. The transcript has 2 exons. Gene Ontology annotation, biological process: mRNA catabolic process.
CAACAAUUCGUGAGCUGUGUGUGGACCGACCAAAGAUGAGGGGCAGAGCUGUGGCUGGACCGUCUAGGCUGGCGUAUAGACAACUUCAUUCCAGUGUACCUCACAGGGACGUCGAUAGUCGAGCACUCGCUCCCCUCGGAAUUCCUCAGCGUGAACCUGUAAAACCCGACCCUCGCCCCAUCGCCAGAACACAUCGAGACGAAUCCGAUUACAGCAGCCGACCUCUCAAAGCGAAUAGAAAGAGGGACAGGGAUGAUCCAGAGCUUUCAGAUGAGCUGAGAUAUCGCCUACCGGACAUAGCUCCGGAUGUGGAGCAUCACCGGCCCCCCCCAGGUGGAAUCUUCGAUGCUCACUCACCUCACGCUCGAUUCCCUCCCCGCUUAGCCAUUCAGCGGUCUCACCGUCAGAAUUAUGCCAAGAGUCUGGGUCUUCAUGUAACAGCUUUGAACCGAGUCCCAGAGAUAAAACUUGUCCCGCGACCUGAUGUCCCGGUCAGGAUGGACACAGCUCCAAAGACAAAAAUCGAGUACUCUAUAGGUCAAGGCUUGGCUACCAAGGAAAAGCAAGCUUAUUUCGAGGACAUCUUCGAUGGCAACGACGUUGAGACAGGUCCUUUGAAUGGCAUGGACUGGGCUGAGGGAUCAGAAGCUGAAGUGGACUUUCUAGCUCCUGGGCGCGUCGUUGAAACGAGAAGGUCCGGCCGUCAGAAUGUUGGCAUGAUCCUUGCCAAUGUCAUCGUUGGGGGCAGGGUCCGAUACUUUGUUCUCAGAGCCUAUGGCGAUGUCUGGUUGACUUCGGCCAAUGACGUUCAAUACGUCCUUCCAAGUACGCUGGUCAAACCCGAAUUGGUAGGCCAAUGUUGGCGAAGCGAGUCCAUGGAUCUUCUGGCGAGGGGAGAGCAAGAGGGCUCAAACGCUGAAAUGCGGCGCAUGCUCACAGCCAGGCAAAAGGUCGCCAGCGUUCUACGCAAGGUGGUCCGAGAGACAGAGCGCAUGACUGCUCGGAUAAUGUCUGCGGCCAAAGCCAAAGGAGGACUAGAGGGCUUGUGGGGACACUUUGCCUCCAAGGAUCCCAAUUCAAGGUCAUGUGUAACAUCCGUGCAGGCAGCGGAGUAUUUCCUGAAGGAUGGAGAUGAGAUACAAAUCAAAUCUGGAACUCUACCUGCCUUUGCGGCUCACAAUAUCCUCAUGAAACAUCCACAGCUCUUCAUCGCCGAUCCUGGAGCUAUUACCGAGACCGGUCGCUUUUUAUUGCGAAGCCAGUCCGAACGAGAAACUCUGGCCCGCGUUACCCGAAUCAUGCAUUCGACCGUGGACGAAGACAGGGAGAUCAUCCGUGGGUUCGUGGACAAGGCCUCCAGAGCGAUCGAAACUUCGAGAGCGCUAAAGACGAAAGACGACUACGAAUGGAAAGAAGUUUCUGAUGCGCCGGUAAUUGAGUGGACAUCAGUGGAACAGGAUCUGGUCUGGGCUCUAUUGAUGAGUCUUUACGAGACGAGGUCGACGCAGGAACAAAUCAUGCUACCAAUCUUGACAACACUGCUCAAGUCUAUCCCAGCUUAUUCGGACCGAAACUUGGAUCGAGAGGCGGUGGCCCUGUUCGCGGGAGAAAUUGGUAUCGUGCCUCCGUGGGAGACGCUCAGGAGAUCGGAAGUGGCAGAGGAUCAGACUCGACGAUCUGUAUUGCUGCCCAGAAGCCAGGAGCUCGGUUCUGUACCGCUCAGAGGCGACGAGCUCGACUCGGUCCGAGAAGACUACACCUCUCACAAGGUCUUUGUGGUGGACGAUGCUGGCUCAAAAGAGCUGGACGAUGGUGUCUCAGUGGAGCGCAUCCACGGGUCAGAUGACGUUUGGAUCCACGCCCAUAUCGCGGAUCCGACUCGAUUCAUUGGCCCUGGUGAUCCACUCGCCAGAGUAGCUGCAGCGCGAGGAUCUGCUGGAUACUUCCAAGAAGGAAGCGUUUCCUUAUUUGGAGACGAUUCGAUGAAGAAUGUGUCACUCGGAUCUGAAGAAGGGACAGACGGAGUCAAAGCCGUCAUGACCUUCUCUUCCCGUGUGAACACGAGCGGCGACGUUACAGACUACCAUGUCAACUUGGGCUGGGUCAAGAAACCUCGUGUGCUUACAUACGAUGCGGUGGACAGUGUGCUGGGUCUAUCUCCGUCUCUGGCGAACCUCAGGCCAUUCGGAACACCCGUGGAACACGACACCGUCUCGAGCACCUCGACUUCGCCUUCGAGCGAGGAAGCCAAGGAUCUGGAACUCAUUCAACAGAGAAUGCUAGCGUACCGAAAUCAACGAAUGAAGAAUGCUGGGUUUGAGUCGUUCCUGCCUCAGCCGAGUCUUCGUCUGUCAAAUCGUCCUCCACCAUCAAACACCUCGUUUUUCAGUAGAGAACACACCCCCAGCAAGUCGUCUUUCUGGCUCGGGUCACCAAUGAUCGACUUUUCCGUCCCGCCUCUGGAAUCAUCCGGCUCGUACACUUCGAGACAGGUCAUCGCCGAGGCUAUGAUCAUGGCAAACCGAGCAGCGGCUGCCUUCUGCUCCUCUCGCAAAUUGCCAGUCCCCUUCCGAACCUGUAGUAAACCCCUCUUGACAGCUCUACCGGGCCAAACCGGGUUGACCUUCGAGGAUCUGAUGAAGAAACGUGAUCCAAAGACAUUUGUUCUGGAUCCAUUCGAAUUGGCCAAAACGUCGGCCACCUUCCAGGGAGGUCAACUUUCACUCAAACCUGGGGAGCAUUGGUUCCUCGGAUUCGAAGAUACACAUGGAUACCUCCGAGUCACCAGUCCGCUUCGUAGAUACGAUGAUCUGCUCGCUCAUUGGCAGAUUAGGUCCGCACUGGCAGCCGAUCAUCGCCACCCAAGUCUGGCGGCACCACGAUUGCCUGAAGACUAUGUCAAGCAGAUUAUGUUGAUCGCCGAUUCCGCCUCGAAAGACAACAGGAAUGCUGGCCGAUUUUCAAGCAGUUGGUGGACAGCAUUGCUGAUCAGAGAUCGAAUGGCCAACCCUCGACCAGGCGGAUACAUAUACGAUUCUCAAAGCAUUGAUCCAAACGAACCUCUCGAGGCCAUCAUCGCCAUGCCACCUACCUAUACCGCUGAGGGCGAUAAGCUCAAUUCGCCGGUUCUCAUCCCUGCACUCGGUACCCUGGCCCGACUCGUCGGCUCCAAACACGAGGAGGUGGGAGACAGGAUCAAGGUCAGGAUACAGGACAUUGCACUGUGGCCCAAACCUUUGGUAUCCGUAAUAGACGCUUAGACUGCACUUGCACACACUCAAUUC